Lates calcarifer (barramundi perch) is the source of this 1930-nucleotide messenger RNA. It is a transcript of the gene dnajc4, whose product is annotated as DnaJ (Hsp40) homolog, subfamily C, member 4. The transcript is spliced from 8 exons. Bases 191 to 904 code for a protein of 237 amino acids. NCBI's taxonomy places the organism in Eukaryota, Metazoa, Chordata, Actinopteri, Centropomidae. The record is from RefSeq and is a predicted model, not a curated record.
CCUUAUGUUUUCCGGUUUAGCUUCCGCUUCACGCCUCUGUGUUUAUGCAACACACUCAUAGCUGCACUGUUAAAGUGUUAUGAAACUGAGCCUGGCUGGUCACAGGUCAACAGAUGAGCUGCUGACUCAAACAUUUUCAAUGGAAACACACUGAAAGAUCCUGUGUGUGGAACCUCAGAAAUUUUCCAUCAUGCAGUUGGAGGCUCAGCUGCGACUAUGUCAGAGUUGUCUUUGGUGCUACAAUAGUUCACUGCGUCUGUUCUCUCAGAGCUAUACACAGAGAAAAGCUGUGAACUACUACGAUCUCCUGGGAAUCAAAUCUGAUGCCUCCUUGGAGGAAAUUAAAAAAGCCUUUUUUGACAAAUCUAAGAGGCUGCACCCAGACAGCGACCCAUCAAACCCGGCACUGCACGGCCAGUUUGUGGAGCUGAACGAGGCGUACCGGGUGCUGAGCAAAGAGCUGAGCAGGAAGGAGUAUGACCUCAAAAUCAGAUACAGAUACACCGGGGGCCAGACCUAUAGAUCUACCUCAAGUCACACAAUGUACAGAGCCAGAGACACCCAGGACAACAAUCAUUACUGGGAGCAGUUUGAUCAGUCUCAAGCUGCUGAGAUGACAUUAGAGGAGAAGCAGAGGAGGAGGAGGAGGAACUUCCGCCUGGUGGGCUACUGUGUCUUAACUAUGGUGUUGAGCCUAGGAGCCCAUGCUCUCUUCUUCCGAAAACUGGAGGACAUUCACUCUAACUUCAUGGAGGAGAAAGAUAGAGUCAUCACAAAAAUUUAUAAUGACUCCAAAGAGAGAGCCAAGAUCAACGGUUUCAAGAAACAGACAGAAAUCCUCCGGCAAAAACAUGCCGAGUUCAUGGAGAAAUACAAAAACAACAGCGGCGGAAAUGACAAGUAGGAGAGUCUCCAGCUGUGCUCUGUGAUGACGGAGAUUGAACUGUCAGCAGGUGUAAGGUGGCAGACUGAAUGUGGUACUAGCUUUAGGAUUUUAAACGUUUUUCUGGCCUGUUUGAACACAUUAAAAAACACCCAUGCUGAAGACACACAGGAACGUGGGUGCGAUGUGGGAGGUUUUUAUUUGGCCUCAAAGGUGUUAUUUCCCAACCAAGAUGCGCUGAGUUUGGACGGAGCCAUUUACUGAGUUGGCAGCAUCUUUGCAUCAGUUGGACUGUUGAAAAAAUGUUCUCAGACCUUUUCCACUAUUCGUCCAAAGGAGCCAUAAUGAACGGUCAAACCAAUAAGCUCACAGGAACAUGUUAUUUAUUGUCCUCAGCCUCGUGUCCUUGUUAGCGUUACACAGACAACAGUGAAUUAAUGGCACGUAACAGACGAUAUGUUAAUCAAGUCACAAUUGUAACGUUUCCUGGUGCUAAAAGUAACUGAAGUGAUCUGAAACUGAUUGAAUUGAUUGAUUAAAACCCUGUCUUGGGUUCCACACAAGGACACUGUUUAAUGUUCUCUCUGGUUUUAUGAGCCUCACUCUGUUGAGGCAGGAUGUUUUUAGCAUUAAUCUUUUUCCAGGUUGCGUGGUAGAAACGUGACGUGCUACUGGGCCGAUUUAAAAUUCACAUCUCUUGAGUUUUAGGACAUCAUUCGCUGUCCAGCUCCGCAUUUCUCUGCAAUUUCCAGCCAACCCAUAACGCAAUUAUACAUUUGUUUGAGACAGAAACUGUAAAUGAUCAAUAUCAUUACUUGAAAAGAGUGACACCCCGUCAUAAUGAUGAUAAAUGUCGAUAAUAUUGAGAUUAUGAAAAUGUGUAAAGUGAAUGGUGGGUGAAAGUUCACUGGUAAUUUCAACAUUUAUCAUUUUGCCUUUUAGUUUUUAGAUAUUAGAGGUUAUUGUUUCUCUGUUUCUAACUGCCUUAUCUGUUGCCUGGAGGGAUGUCAGUGAGAAAUGAUUAAAAGAUCCACUUUCUCUCAUCAA